Spirometra erinaceieuropaei is the source of this 3980-nucleotide messenger RNA. The record is from the annotation of a GenBank genome assembly. NCBI's taxonomy places the organism in Eukaryota, Metazoa, Platyhelminthes, Cestoda, Diphyllobothriidea, Diphyllobothriidae.
AUGAAGUUUAAGUAUAAGGAAGACAACAGUUUCGGUAUGUUCCCUUUUGAGCUACUCAUUGUUCUCUCUGUUUUUAGACAUCCGUUUGGCGGAUUCUGCCAAGAUAAAGAGGAAGUACCCUCAUCGUAUUCCCGUAAUUCAUUUUUUCCAAUGCCUCGUACUUUAUUUGUUUCCAGCCGUUCAUAUUACAUCCUCAAUGUCUUACACUUAAGUAUUUUAGUACCUUUUACGAUCAGAAAACGUUAUUACUUAGGGUCUUCCAAGUUCGGCGGGACACCUUUGUCCUGAUGGUUUGAUUAGACUGGGAGAGAUUCCUUACAUACUCUGCUUUCCCGCAAUACGCUAGUUUUGUUGCAGACGAUACUUACAUAUUUCAUUUUCAAAAAGGGACGCGUUCUACUUUUCUUUUACACUUGGUAUGCUUUCGGAUGAUAGAUAAACUAUGAUAACUCCGGCCUUCUACUUAAGUAGAAGUCGGGUGCAAUUUCACCCGACGACAAGCCCAGACUGGUUGCGAAAUCACCGUUUGAAGGCAGUCCACCACGAAAUGCAUAUUGCAGCGAGCGCUGUAUGUUUAUAUUCCGAGAUUUUUCAUCUCGAAAGUAAACUUUGCUAGUCUAGCUAUCAAUAUUUUUGCUCGAAACUGCCAAAAUUCUCGGGAUUUGCUUUGUAAUAUAUGUCGACGAAAACCGACCUGGAAGGAAAUAAGCAAACAAUUCGGAAGGCUAGGCAGUUCGAUGCCAUAGAAGACGGAUUUUUCAACAUUGCGGACCAAAUAGACGUAGGCGAUGUCUCGUCACUAAUGAGACUAACCGGCCGAGGUAUUGUCGGAUAAUUAUACCUAUUAAUAGUAGAGACAGAGCCGUCCAGCCUUCUAUCACCCAUUAGAAGUCAGUUUUUUUAGAAAUUUCAUAAAAUACCCAGUGCAUCUGGACCUGCCCACUGACCCUUUUCCAGCAUCAAUGCCGACUUUUACUUAUUUUACAUCUUUACUCCAUAACAGUUAACGACUCUUCGAUGCAAUUUCUAGGUCAUCGUUGAACGACACCCGAACUCGAAAAUUGCUGAUUUGGAUAAGCACAAGUUUCUCGUCCCUGACGACAUAACGGUCGCCCAAUUUAUGUGGAUUAUACGGAAACGUAUAGACUUGACAUCAGAAAAGGCCUUGUUUUUGUUCGUUGGCGAUGUAAUGCCUCAAACAAGGUAAGCACUGCAAAUGCUUCCCUUAUUUCAACCUGUUGGAGUGAUUAAAUUUGUUCUCUAUGUUAACUGUCAUGAAGCCGGUGCCACAGUUACCUGCCCUUUAUUCAAGCUUAGAUGCAUCGGUUUGUAAUGUUCAUUUUUGAUAUCACAUAGAGAGGGCAGUUUGCUGACCAUUCUUUCGUCCACUUCUAUCCUCCCUAUCUGAUCCAGCUUCUGUGAACUUGACUGAUUUUCACCCCUCGAGCUUCAUUGACUUGAUGUAUAUCCCACUUACUGUUUCGACAAGUACAAGGACUAGACGUUCACUCUACUUUAGAAUUCAUUAUCACUGUCGCCCGUAGGUUGUAGCAACGUUUUCUGUGUUCGGGCUAUUUAGGGACUUAACGCCUUUAUCUUAUUCAACUCAGAUUGCUGUUGCCAUCAUUACCUGCUGUUAUAAGUCACGGAAGUGGCUUUUGAGUUCUUGUCUGACGUGUAAUUGCUUCGUCUGGCUUUCCUUCAUAGUCCAUCCACUGAGUAUUUUCAAACCGUAUUCCGCUUCUAUAGUGUCACUGUGCAAGGUUUAACUGUCGAAUUUUAAGGUUUGAUUGAUCGUCUCACCGUUCCCAUGUCUACGGUCUGUGCUUCUACUCACGGAACUGUUAACUGUUUAUGCAGCAUUGGAUUAUCCUGACAGAACGCGCUGAAGCAAUUCUUUCGGAGGGUGGGUUUUUCGCUGUCCAGUGACCUCGACGUCGUCCUCGUGUCUGCUGCUUUGUAACUUGUGCCAUCUGUUACUUAAUGCCAGCUUUUCGCUGGCUAACAAUCUUUCGGACCAGCGCCGAAUCCAUCUCUUCAUGGAGUCGAAUUCUCACAUGCGUCCAUAAAUAAGCCGUUUCCCCAAGUAUUGUACCCAAAACGGACGUUAGGCACCGUUGAAUCUUUCUAUAGAAACCUUGGAAAUUAAUCAUAUACGCGUUUUGUCUUCCUACAUGGCACCAGGUCAAUUCUCCCGUUUUUUUGUGUGCUGCUCACAUGCAAGGCGGCGAUGCCGUUCAACCGGACGACAGUUUGCCGUUGUGUCGGGUUGGAGUGAUCGAAUUCCGCCAUAGUUGGCCAGAAACCUCGUCUGAUAGGACCUGCAAUUGAAUCCACUGACCGGGGCUCAUUCUGUUGGUUUCUUACUUUUAGAUUGCCGCCUAUUCAGUCGUCAUGAGGUUGUGUCAGACCAUCAGCCAACCGUGCCGUUAGCAGCCACUUUGGUAGAUUAGCGGGCUGACCGGAAAAGUCUUCUGCAUUUAAAAGUAUGCCUUUACUUGACGUUGGUACCAACUAGUUCGAUCCAUCUCCAUUGAAAAACGUUAAUUACUAACGGCCUGGAGCACUGCCAGAUCCAGUACUGUUCAGACACUUUUAAAUCGUUGGUUGAGCAUUUGGCGCACCUACCCGCAUGUAUAUUGAUCCGGGCCUAUUUUUGCCAGUGCUCAUAGUUGCUCGUUUUUAACAGCGGAUGUUCUUCAUUGGCGGCCGGCUUAGGCGAAAGAGGAAACACGGUGCUCUUUCUGACACUGAAGUAAGCUUAGGGCGUUAGAAAAAGUAGUCAAAGCGUUGCAGCCGUUAUCGUCUUCCCCUACGCAAACGACAUAAAUUUCCAAGUGACGGUCCUACACCUCCGGGAGUUUCUGUUACAGGACUGCCUAGAGGCCGUCUAUGAAGGCGUUCGCGCGACCGCCAUAUCAGUCAGACUGGAGGACGAUGUAUGAGCAGUUACUGAUACGGCCCAUAAAGCCUUCUCCGCACCCCCAGCGCCAUCUUUCGAAAGUUUUUCCAGUCUCCGGUAUCUUGGUUGGUGGGUCGCCCGGAAGAAACGCUACUAACAUAUUUCCGAGACCUCCAUGAAGUAUUAACAGCAUUUUCGAGACCUGGCCAGGCAGUACUUCCCCGUCCCUCACGGCCGCUGGGCCGAAGUCCCACGCACUGGAACUCUUUAAACUGCCUUACACAUUGCGAGGUCCACCGACAGUUUCUGCGUUAUCCAUCGCUCACUAUCAAAGUGAAUCUCGAUUGUACACUCGCCAUGCUCCUCCGGACCCCCUCCCGCUGUGCACCAGUCUUUCUCCGUCGGUUACCGUCACCAUUUUUCAAUGUCCUGGGUAGGGACUAGGGCGAUUGCUAAUGCCACGGGCUGCCGGGGCAGUUUUUAAGCAACGGUGACUUGGAUCUAACGGCUAGGAUUCCAGUCAUUCUUCGUGGGUUCACCCACCAUCUGAAAACAUUUCAGCCCGCAAAAGACACGUUAUUCUAGGCCAAUGUCAGAACUUGAUUGGUCGAUUGCUUCUGCUCCGAUUUGUCAAAUCCAUCUGCCAUCGUUUAUUGUUAUCACAUCUCAGUCUCCCAUCAGUCUUUCGUCGUUACCUUGAGAAUUUAUCAUCAAAUACUUCUAUUAAUGCCGAACUAAAAGGACGUCAUGUCUGACUCGGACUGCUCGUUGAUACCAAUGUUGGAUGCUUUUCGUCAGCUGCUCUUUUAAUAUCUUUUUGUUUACCAGUUUCACUGUAUGCAUUGGUCUGCAGCUUGCACUGCGCCGAGUGAGCAGGUCUUGGGCUUAAGUUCUAGCAACAACCCGAUCGCGGCAGUUCCAGUUACAAGUAUUACUGUUGAAAGUCCUCGAAACUGUUGUCUAUAUUUCCGUUGUAUGCCGUUUUAGCGCGACUAUCGGCCAGUUGUACGAGGACCAUCGGGACGACGACGGCUUCCUUUACGCGCAUUACAGCGGGGAGAAUUCUUUCGGCCUUUAA